Molecule: messenger RNA, 396 nt
Organism: Salvia hispanica
Lineage: Eukaryota; Viridiplantae; Streptophyta; Magnoliopsida; Lamiales; Lamiaceae
Source: RefSeq, a predicted model, not a curated record
AUGGGCUGGUUUGUGCGAGAGAGAAGAAGUGUGAGCUGGAAAGACCGAACACUGGACUCGGUGGCGGCGCCGCCGCUGCCUCUGGUGGUUUUUCUUGGGCUGUUUAUCAUGCUGUUGUUUUUUGCUACUUAUUCGGAUUGUAAGGAGAGGAUUGAGAGGAGCAAAAUGGGGUUGAGGCUCGGGUUGUUCUUGGUGCCGGUGGUGGGCACGGUUGUGGUGGCGAAUCUCAUGAUGCUCCGCCGCAGCUGGUGGCGCUACGCCUUGGGAGGGGCGCCGCCGAUGCAGCGGGCGGCGGCGGAGGGAAGCUCGCCGUGGGGAUUGUUGGCGGUGGUUGGGGUGUUGCUUGUCAUGGUUCAUUACCAGUCCUCUUUUCAGUCUUGGUUUAGGUCAUUUUAG